AGUGACAGGAAGGCCGCCGAACGUUAAGCGUCGUGAGCUUUACAUUGCGCCGACUGUGAGGUAGCUAGGGACGCUGCAUUAGAGAGCGCUGCGUCGUAUCGACCGGAUAUUUCCUAUUUUUAGAGAGGCAGUUAAGUUCAGCGAGUGGACAGUGUCUACCAUUGUAGCUCUGAUAUAACAUCCAUGGCAACGCAAAAGAGAGUCCUAGUGUGGAGCACCCCACGCUCUCUCUCCACAGUACUUAUGAGGGCACUGUCGCAGCUUCCCGAUUCCCUGGUCAUUCAUGAGUACCUGUUGUUAGUGGGUAAAAAUGAGGAACCCGACAUACUGGGGGAUCAGAAGGCUAAGAUGCAAAACUGGGACUCUGAGCCUAGCUUCAACAUCCUAAAGUGGAAGGAGAUGUACGAGGAACCAUACCAUGACAAGUCAUUCGUUUUCGGCAAAGAAAUCGCCUCUAGCUUGGGAAGAAAGGUAGAGAUGAUACCUGAUGGUUACACUCACGUCUUUCUGAUGCACAACCCUUUCAAGUCAAUUCCAUCUAAUGAGAAAUCACUUUCAUUUUUCCCACGCGAUUUGAGGUUUUCAGUCAUGCUAAAGCCCAACCAGUUCGAAGCCCUGGCUCAUAUAUACGACUACGUCACCACAACGCUCGGCCAAUCAAAGCCCGUGGUGUUGGACGCCAGUGACCUUUUGGCCAACCCUGCGAAAACCUUGCAACUGUUCUGCAAGGCCACUGGAUUGCCGUUCAGCCAGAAACUACUUCGCUGGGAGCAGGUCAAAGAGAGGCCCCCCUCCAACUUGCUGCUUCCAACGUUUAUGUGGGACAACGGCAAGGCAUUCGGGGUCUUCAAGACUGCAUUUGAGAGCACAUGCUUCCAUAAGGAGACAACAGGUGUAGCAAAGGAGACAGACCCCAUCAGUCCUGAAAUUGAGCAACUGAUCCAAGAUGCUUUGCCGUACUAUGAAAAAUUGUACAAGUAUCGUUUGGAAACGGUGUAGAUAACUGUAGUACAUACGGCGAAUUGAAGUAAACUUAUGCACGAAUAGCAACAUUUUCGUUGAUUGCUUUUAUAUCAAAGCUAUAGCCCGCAGUAUAAUAACUUAAAAGGUGAGUUUGGUCACGUUGUUUUCGCUGUGGCACUGUAAUUUUCUUGUUCGUUCAGAAUUUUUGUAUUGGUACAUUUGGCCACUUUUGAAUAAAAACAUUCAACGGUAAAUGCAAUUUUCCUUGAGCACAAGUACCACCUCAUUGGCUGAAAAGAGCCAUGCCUGUGACACGCCUUUCACAUUUCAUGCAUUAUCGUUCAAGAACAAGUGAGGUGAAGAGGCGUGUUUUGGCGACCCCUAGCCAGAAACGUGUUUGUGACGUCAAAGCAAUAACCGGGAACGUGUUAAGGGUAGCCAACAAAAACAAAGAACCGCAAACGGUUAUGUCAUCCAUCACCUGACAGAGGCAAGCACAAGGAAGCAGACAACACCGUUGAUGAACAUCAUUUCCACUCAGUAUUCGGCAUUUUUCUCACAAAUGCUGCUCUUUCUAUAAACGCAAGUUCUAGAACAAAGCCUGUCUUGGAUUUGUUGCAUGUGACAAAAAAUUUUCAGGAGAGGGACGACAAAAAAUGUUUAUUUGCCAUCAUUUCGAACCGGCGCCUAACCAACUCCAACUUUUCGUUCCUGUUCGGUCUGAACAAUGACGUCAAAGAGGCAUACCCAAGUCGCAAAACGCUUAACCAAUGACCACUGAAGUUGAAAGGCGUUCAUGGCUCGGGUCGCUAAAACAUGCCCCUGUUCCCACAAAAGGGGCUUAGAAAAUUACGCCCCGCUUGGGGCGUCUAUUGGACCAAAUGUUGUACUUCAACUUUUACGGAGGUGUUAAUUGCUCGGUAUAUGUACAUAUUGGAUCUAGAGCACCCCCUAUAUGGUACUCUUGGUAAGUUACUCUUUGUAUUGUAAAGUGUAACACGCAAAUACACUGUUUGACUUUUUACUUUACAUUUGAAAAGUUAAACCACGAUGUCAUCGUUUGAAACUUGACUUGCGGUGAUUACUUACCUGUAAACCACUAGAAACCCAUAGUAAACCAUUGCCCUACUUUAAAUUACCUAAAUGAGAUGAAACAAAGCUUAAUUGAGCAAACAAAACGUUGACAUGGGCCAAGUCAUCAGUCAAUCAGUAAUCUGUCUGGUUUAGUGACAGGACUUUAUCUCCAUGGCCAUACAAUUAUGAAAAUAAUCACAAAAUUCAUCAGAAAAACUGCCAAACUCUUACGUUGCCGUCUACAGUAAAUUCCAGUUAGUGGAUGAAAACAGUAACAUCCAUCAAAAUAGUAUCAAGGCCUUUGCGGGAUUAUAAAAAAAUCUUUUAUUAAAUUUAAUAAUAUUAAGUGUUGCAGAUUUUACAUGGUACUAUAAAAGCGAAUUCUGUAUUAUUACUUAAGCUCGCACUUUGACAUUGUGUGCAUCCUCUCUUGUGAUUAUCAGAGAGCAUUAUGUAUGUUCCAAAAACGGGAACUUCGUUUGAAAAGUGUGUUUGGAUUACCAAAAUGAGUAAACAAUAAGUAAACUUUUCAAUAAAUU
Acanthaster planci (crown-of-thorns starfish) is the source of this 2576-nucleotide messenger RNA. RefSeq lists its product as uncharacterized. The record is from RefSeq and is a predicted model, not a curated record. NCBI's taxonomy places the organism in Eukaryota, Metazoa, Echinodermata, Asteroidea, Valvatida, Acanthasteridae.